Messenger RNA from Centropristis striata (black sea bass), 3926 nucleotides. Its product is annotated as E3 ubiquitin-protein ligase MARCHF6-like. Gene Ontology annotation, molecular function: zinc ion binding. Lineage: Eukaryota; Metazoa; Chordata; Actinopteri; Perciformes; Serranidae. The transcript has 26 exons. Gene Ontology annotation, cellular component: endoplasmic reticulum membrane. Bases 214 to 2985 code for a protein of 923 amino acids. The record is from RefSeq and is a predicted model, not a curated record.
UGGCGGCAACAGGAACAGCCACGUGGAGCUUUGAGCGAGUCUGACCGUUAGCUGAUGUUCUAUGACGUGUAACGGCUUUAUUUAUUUUAUGAAUGAAACAUGGUGACGUCAAGAACGACUGAAGCUUAAACUAAACACUAACUCGCAAUGUUUACAUGUAUCAGCUGAGUGAGUGUGGUGGAGCAGCAGCAGGGUCCUGAGCAGCCAGUCAAGAUGGACACCGCUGAAGAAGGGGACAUCUGCCGGGUGUGUCGGUCGGAGGGCACCCAUGACAAGCCUCUCUACCACCCCUGUGUCUGCACCGGCAGCAUCAAGUUUAUCCAUCAGGAAUGCUUACUACAGUGGUUGAAACACAGCAGAAAAGAAUACUGUGAAUUAUGCAAACACAGGUUUGCAUUUACACCAAUCUACUCUCCAGACAUGCCAUCUCGCUUGCCAGUCCAGGACAUCUUUGCAGGGCUGGUCACCAGUAUCGGAACAGCCAUCAGAUACUGGUUCCACUACACACUGGUGGCCUUUGCCUGGCUAGGCGUGGUGCCUCUCACAGCAUGUCGUAUCUACAAGUGUUUAUUUACCGGCUCUGUGAGCUCUCUCCUUACCCUGCCCUUAGAUAUGCUCUCAACACAAAACCUACUUGCAGACUGCCUCCAGGGCUGUUUCGUGGUCACUUGCACGCUGUGUGCCUUCAUCAGCCUGGUGUGGCUCAGAGAGCAGAUUGUCCACGGUGGCGCCCCCCAGUGGUUGGAGCAGAACCCACCGCCUUUAGUUCCCAACCAGCCUAACGGUCCUGCACCAGCUAAUGAGGUUCCAGGUGGCGUCAACGCCCAGGCUGCUGCUGCAGACGCCCAGCACCCGGCGGACCUCGGCCCAGACGGGCUGGCACCUGCCAACCCACAUGAAGCUGGAAACCACGAAGACGAGGAUGAGCUCGAUGAUGAGGAAGAAGAUGACGACGAGGAGGAAGACGAAGAGGAUGAGGAUGAUGAGGAAGGCAGGGAAGAGGAUGCUGCUGAUGCCAAUAAUGGAGGACCAGAAGAUUUGAACUGGAACGCCCUGGAGUGGGACCGUGCAGCAGAGGAGCUGACCUGGGAGAGGAUGCUUGGGCUGGAUGGCUCCCUAGUUUUCUUGGAGCAUGUGUUCUGGGUGGUGUCUCUCAACACACUCUUCAUCCUGGUCUUUGCGUUUUGCCCCUAUCACAUCGGCCAUUUCUCAGUGGUUGGACUUGGCUUUGAAGACUAUAUCAAAGCGUCACACUUUGACGGCCUUGUCACCACCAUACUGGGGUACAUCCUCCUGGCUGGAGCGCUCAUUGUCUGCCAUGCGUUGGCUUCAUUAGUGAAGUUCCAGCGGUCCAGACGUCUCUUGGGCGUCUGCUACAUUGUUGUCAAGGUGUCCCUGCUGGUUGUCAUGGAGAUUGGUUUGUUCCCGCUGAUUUGUGGUUGGUGGCUCGACAUUUGCUCACUGGAGAUGUUCGAUGCGACUCUGAAAGACAGAGAGCAGAGCUUUGACUCGGCCCCUGGCACCACCAUGUUCCUCCACUGGUUGGUCGGCAUGGUCUACGUCUUCUACUUCGCCUCCUUCAUCCUUCUGCUCAGAGAGGUGCUCCGGCCAGGUGUGUUGUGGUUCCUGAGGAACCUGAACGAUCCAGACUUCAACCCAGUCCAAGAGAUGAUCCACCUGCCCAUCUACAGACACCUGCGGAGGUUCAUUCUCUCUGUGGUGGUGUUUGGCUCCAUAGUUCUGCUGAUGCUUUGGCUGCCAAUCAAAAUCAUUAAACUUUUCUUCCCAACCUUCCUGCCCUACAACGUCAUGCUUUACAGCGGCGCCCCCGUCAGCGAGCUGUCUUUAGAGCAACUGUUGCUUCAAGUUGUUCUGCCGGCGUUGCUGGAGCAGGGUCACACUCGCCAGUGGCUCAAACGGCUCGUCCACGCCUGGACGUACACAGCUGGAUACAUGCUAGACCUUCACUCCUACCUGCUUGGGGACCACGAAGAUGAUGAUGAACAUCAACUAAACAACAACCUCGGUCGCCAUAACAACAACAGGUUCCCUGGCCUGGGGGAGGGGCUUCACGCUGCCCAUCAGGCCAUUCUGCAGCAGGGCGGUCCUCUGGGUUUCCAGUCGUACCACCGGCCAAUCAACUUCCCCCUCAAGAUCAUUCUGCUGGUCGUCUUUAUGUGUGUGACACUGUUACUGGCUAGCCUGAUCUGCCUUACACUGCCGGUGAGUGCGGGGCGCUGGCUCAUGUCGUUCUGGAUGGGCAGCGCCAUGGUUCAUGAGCUGUACACGGCAGCCAGCGGUCUGUACGUCUGCUGGCUCGCCAUACGAGUCGCCACGGUGAUCCUGUCCUGGAUGCCACAGGGACGGACCAUCAUCCUGCUCAAAGUCCACGAGUGGACUCUCAUGAUCGUAAAGACCGUUGUGGUGGCCGGGCUGUUAGCUGGCGUGAUUCCUCUGCUGUUGGGUCUGCUGUUUGAGCUGGUCAUCGUUGCUCCUCUCAGAGUCCCACUGGACCAGACGCCCCUCUUCUACCCCUGGCAGGACUGGGCCCUGGGUGUGCUCCAUGCUAAAAUCAUUGCUACCGUCACUCUAAUGGGUCCUCAGUGGUGGCUGAAAACGGUCAUCGAGCAGGUGUACGCUAACGGAAUCAGAAACAUUGACCUCCUUUUCAUCGUGCGCGGGCUGGCCGCUCCAGUCAUCUGUGUGCUGCUGCUGUCUCUCAGCGUGCCCUACACUAUCUCUAAAGGCAUCACACCACUGCUGGGCGUGCAGCCAGAGAUGCAGACGCUGGUGGACAGGAGGAUCUAUCCCUUCCUGCUGAUGAUUGUCUUGCUGUUGGCCAUCCUGUCCUUCCAGAUACGACAGUUCAAACGCCUUUAUGAGCACAUCAAGAACGACAAAUACCUGGUUGGACAGCGUCUGGUGAACUAUGAGCGUAAGACGGGCAGGGGGACGUCCAGCUCGUCCUUCAGCUCCUCGUCAUAGAGCCCAGCUGACUCUGAGAGCUUUCAUCAGCUCCUGGGGUGAAAUCGUUUUUUUUUUCUCCUCUGUGCUCGGCUGUCAAACACGAGCUCUAAACUUUUGAUUCCUUAUUCACCGACGCCUCCUGCUGUCAAAGGUGGGGAGACAAAGACAUUGAGGAGUGAAGACUGAACAGUCUCGAAACUUUUUGUGGGAAAAAUCUGAAUUUCUGCAGGUUGAUUUCAGCGUGAUAGAAACUCAGCAGAACCACACGGUUGUUGACUGUCCAUCCCGUUUAAUGUGUCCAUUUUUAUCUUCAACGCAGCUGACAUUUUAAGUUGUAAUUAUAUUAUUUUAAAUCUAGGUUUGAGUUGAAGUCAGGUCAGUUGAGCAUAGAUUUUACCUCAGAUUGUGCUUCCCUUUGAAUGUUUGUUGUGGAUUAUUGUCUAUCUCACACAGAGUGUCUCUUAAUUGGACGUUGUUUUUUUUACAUUUCAGAGCCUUAGAGGUGAUAAAUCACAGGUUCAGAUUGAGGUUGUCAGUGAUGAGGAGGGACACAUGAUGUAGCAAUGUGAUUGUAUUUUUUAGUUUUUUUUAGAUGUUUUUUAUUAGACAAUGAUUUUUAGUGUUACAUAUCUGGAUUGAGCUGUUAGGUUAAGAUGUGAAAAAAAGAAGGAAAUUCAUUUUUUGACAAUCUGGAAACAGCCCAUGACUUUUUUUUAAUGAUUUUUUUUCUUAAGAUGCUCUCCUGUGAAAUUUAAAAACAGUCUGGGUUGUGUCAAACCUCCAGGAGAUGAGAGGUCACUCAGAGGUUUUAACUACGGAUAUUCAAACUGGAAAAAACAGCCGAAGAACAAUUCAGAAUGUGCCUGUGUUGCAUCCUUAGGCUGUCUCUGAUUUUAUCAGAAUAAAUAUUUCUGUAGAGUAAAAAAAAAAAAAAAAAUAGUUGUUGCUGCUAAUCAGCU